UCAAAUCAAAAUUCCAAAAUCACUUCGGUUCCAACUUAAUUUUUCAUACUCUUAAUCAGUCAAAAUAAUGUCACGCAUUUUCAGCAGCUUUGCCAUGAGAUCUUUGGCGAUUGGAUGCGCAACCCUCCUGACAAAUAAUUACGUGGCCAGUUUCGUAAUUUGUACGGGCCCAAGUAUGGAACCGCACCUCAACUCGGGAAAUAUUUUAAUCACGGAGAAAGUCAGCCCUCGCCUCGGCUUGGUCGACGUGGGAGAUGUCGUCAUUGCAAAAUCUCCGGAAGAUCGUCGUACGCGUAUUUGCAAAAGAAUUGCAGCCAAGGAGGGGGACCUCGUCAUUUUCAGGCACGAGUUGUAUCAGAUCCCAAAAGACCACGUCUGGCUGUUAGGAGAUAACUCAAAAAAUUCAAACGAUUCCAGAUCCUACGGUCCUGUCAGAACAGAUCAAAUCCGAUCCAAAUGCAUUUUCCGGAUAUGGCCCGACAUCAACCGCUCCGUCCUUUACCAAUUCGAACAACCAAAAUUAAAAUAUUCAAUGCCCUCUGUUCCCGAACCGACUACAAAAUCGACGCAAUUGACGAGUUGGAUGAAAGGGGUUCUCGACAACGGUGAAAGUGGAAAGCCGUGAAGUACCUACACAUCGUUUUCCUUGACUUAUAAGAAAAGUUCAAGGCCUAUUUACACAUUCCAUUAUUGUAUCGAGGAAAAAGGAAGAACGGGGCUCCAUUUGAGUAAUUAGCAAGUCUGACUGACGAUGGGUUGACAUAAAAUUGUAUUAUUGUUAUCAAACUAUAUACUCACUCGAUAAAGAAAUUAUUGCAUUUUGCUAUGCUGGCUAAUCAGGCUUUUAUUAUCCUUCAUUCGUCCAUAGAAAAAGCUGGGCUGGAUUGGAUUACACA
Messenger RNA from Folsomia candida, 896 nucleotides. RefSeq names its product mitochondrial inner membrane protease subunit 1. The record is from RefSeq and is a predicted model, not a curated record. The transcript has 4 exons. Lineage: Eukaryota; Metazoa; Arthropoda; Collembola; Entomobryomorpha; Isotomidae. Bases 68 to 625 code for a protein of 185 amino acids. Gene Ontology annotation, cellular component: membrane; mitochondrial inner membrane peptidase complex. Gene Ontology annotation, molecular function: serine-type endopeptidase activity.